AUGACUGAUAGUGAAUUACAACAAGAAUUCUCUAAGUUUGGCCAAAUAGAGUAUGCGACUGUAGUCAAGGAUCGUAAUACGAAUGAAUCUAAAGGUUUUGGUUAUGUUAAAUUUAAAAAAGUAUCCAGUGCAGCAAAAGCAUUUGAAGAAUGCGAUAGGAAAUACAAAGCAGUGUUUGCAGAACCAAAGAAACCAAAACCUGAAAAUAUAGAUUCUAAAUACAAUAAUGGCUCUUCUAUGUCCUACGACAGUCUUGGUCAUGCUUCUGCAAAUUUUGGGAAAAGCAGCAUCAGUCUAGAUAUAGCUACAAAUUAUCCAAAUCCGGAAGGAUAUACUCAAUUACAAGUUAUUGCACAUCCAGCUUUAAAUCAAGACCAGUUGUGGAAAUUAUUUGAUAUAGUUCCUGGUAUGGAUUAUUGUCAUUUAAAAACAGAUGCGAGAUACAGAAUGCCAAGAGGGCAAGCCAUUGUGGUGUAUUCCAAUCCAAAUGCAGCAGCAUAUGCUAGGGAAAAAUUCCAUGGUUUCGAAUAUCCUCCAGGUCAUAGGAUGAUAGUUAAACCGGAUAAUAGUAAUAUGUCAUCCAAAGGUACAACAAAACCUAACUCUAAUGCAGCUGUACCAGCAAGAACAGAUUUAGCACAUUUGGCUGAAACUAUUGCUCAAGCUACAUCGUUGAUUCAAGCAGCAGGACUAACAGCACCAAGCUUAGAACAGACAAUGUGCAUUAAGUUACCUCCUCUGCAACCAAUGGCAAAUGUAGAUGCAGAGGUAGCUAAAAGGUGUUUCAUCGUAUGUGGUCCACCCGUACCACCUAUAUAUGCUAUGAAAGAUGCAUUCUGUAGGUUUGGUAAUUUGAUAGAUGUAUAUAUGCUUCCGGGAAAAAAUUGUGGUUAUGCCAAAUAUGCUACUGUUGCGAGUGCAGAUGAAGCGAUUGAGGUUCUACAUGGGCAAGAAAUUUGUGGUUCACGUCUUAAAGUAUUGGAGGCAGAGGAACGAAGCGUUGGGGAAGAUCGUAGAAAACGAUUAAGAGUUGACGAAGAUGAACGUUAA
This is a messenger RNA of Polistes canadensis, 1050 nucleotides long. Its product is annotated as RNA-binding protein 45-like. Gene Ontology annotation, molecular function: RNA binding. Bases 1 to 1050 code for a protein of 349 amino acids. The transcript has 3 exons. The record is from RefSeq and is a predicted model, not a curated record. Lineage: Eukaryota; Metazoa; Arthropoda; Insecta; Hymenoptera; Vespidae.